This is a messenger RNA of Strongylus vulgaris, 167 nucleotides long. NCBI's taxonomy places the organism in Eukaryota, Metazoa, Nematoda, Chromadorea, Rhabditida, Strongylidae. The record is from the annotation of a GenBank genome assembly.
AUGAGCUAUCCUAUGAAAUAUGCCGAAUGCAAUCCUGAAUGUAUGGCGACAAGCAUAUUCGUGGCGUCUGCGGCUCGUACAGCUGCACAACCUUCACUUGCGUACUUCAGUGAGAUUACUACGAGUAAUGGAACUUCCAACAGUAAUAGUGUUGAAACGAAGUGAAA